Clupea harengus (Atlantic herring) is the source of this 2321-nucleotide messenger RNA. RefSeq lists its product as uncharacterized. NCBI's taxonomy places the organism in Eukaryota, Metazoa, Chordata, Actinopteri, Clupeiformes, Clupeidae. The record is from RefSeq and is a predicted model, not a curated record. The coding region runs from base 48 to 2132 and encodes 694 amino acids. The transcript has a single exon.
AAUUUCCGUGACAACUUCUGUUUCUAUUUUGUUGAACAGUACUUAACAUGGAUGCGCAAAUUGCGAAGACCACUCAGAGUCUCACCUCUGCAGCAGAGAUGCGGGACACCACCCAGAUGCUUAUGCAGCCCAAUGCAAACUGGGAGGAGUACCUGACCCCUGCUCCCCUCUCUAUUGCCAUCAUGGGGGAGCUGGUCUUCAUCUCCUCAGGUACUGACUUCUCCAUCAACAAGAACCCCCCACCAACCGGCUUCAAGUACAUAAAGUAUCCAGACUCCUUCAGGGCCUGUCUUAUGCAAAUCUGUAACUCAGGCUGGCACGCAUUCAACGAGGCCCACAACAAUAUGGAUCAGAUCCGCAUUCACACUGCCACAGUUCCUGAUUACAUGAAGGCGGCAGUCAACAUCCUUUUCAAGGGCAGUGAUGAAGUUAUUGAAACUCUCCUGCCUAAUCAACUGGAAAACAUCCGCACCAUUGCAGAUGAGUGCGUGACACUGGCAGGAGGUGUUGAAAAGAAAUAUUCUAUCGUCAUCAAUGUAAUCCAGGAGCUGUUGGAGGCCUGUGUCAAUGCUAAACACUUUUAUGGAGAAGAGCUGGACACAGUUAAGAUGAAACUGAAGGAAACUGAAAUGAGGGAAAAGACUGCCAAAGAACUGGAUGAACGGUCCAAGGAAGCAAUGGAGAACAUGUCAAAGCAAUUGGAAGAUGCACAAGAUGUGUACAAGAAAUCAAUGGAUUCCCUUCCCUUUGGGUGGGAAAUGAUUGGCAUGGAUUUUGCUGAAGGACUCUCAGGGUCCAUAAUAGGAGUUGUCAAUGGAGCCACUGGUUUAAUAACUAAUCCGGUGAGUAUAGCCUGCAGUGCAGUAGAGAAGGUCUCAACAACAUACCACAGCAUCAAACCACAAGAGGAGGACGUAGAUAUGGUCUCACAAAUGACAAUCUGCAGCAAGUCUGGAGAGAUUAUUUCCAUUAUAGCUACCCUCAAACAAUUUGUCAAUGACGGUAAAAUAGACUGGCACAAUCUCUAUGAUCAGAAAAAUAAAUGUACAAAGACUACAUGGACUGAGUCUCAAUUCCAAAGGAUCUCUGAGGACUUGAAGAGGAUGCCCCAGGGCAAACUAAAGAAGAAAGCUGUGUCACUUUGUAACAUGGGCAUCGCCAUCUGUGAGAAGUUGGCAACGUAUCAGCCAGAUCAGAAGUGGGAUGAGACAAAAACUAAACAGCUCAUAAUGACGUUACAGAAGCUGAAUGAUAAUGCACACACUUUUGACUGUAAGAGUAAGGCCAUCUCAGGUUCACCUGCUCUUACUCCCAAACCACCGAUGAUGUUCAAAGCAGAGAACAACAGCUCAGGACGGCAGUCUGCCAGUCAGAAAGCAUCUGAGAAUGCCCGUUUCCGCAUCGAGCAGAGCCGAGAACAACUCAAACAAACACGGGACUCGUAUGAGAAGUGUGUGGAGAACAUGGAGAAGAAUCGGAAGGAGAUGACUGAUGUCCUGGUUGAAAUGCAGAACUGCAAGAUCAAAGAGAUUGACUUUAACACCACCAUCAAAAUGCUGGUCAAGGGUCUCGAUGCCAUGGGCAGAGUCAAGGAGCAGUGGGAGAAGAUGGUGCGCUUCUUCCAGAUGGUCUCCACCCUCGUGAAAACCAGCCUCAGCAAGACACUGCACAAUUUUGUCACAACAGCUGAUGACACAAAGAAACUUUCUUACAACGGCAAGCUCUUUGCAAAAGACCUCCUGUACAACCAGGCCUUUCAAGCCUCCAACAUCGCCAGCCUGGUCCACAUGAUCUCAGGGACCUACACUGAAGUGUCAAACAAGUACCUCAUGGAUAGAGUGAGCAGUCUGGGCAAGCUCAUGGCCAUGGAUACGAGCAAACGAGAGUUCCUUCAAGAGCGUCUGAACCUGCGGGAGACCUGCCAGGCAGCUCAGGAGGGCAUCCUUCAGCUGGUCCUGAACAACAAGAAAGAAUUUGAGAGGAAGACCGAUGCCAGGAUGGCAAAAAUAGAGGGCGAGCUGAUAGCCAUUCUGCCAGCUGCUCUGCCUCAGGAGACUGAGAGAAUCAAGGAAAUAGUUCAGGCCGGGUUUAAAGAGGGGGAAUUUGGUGAAGAAUUAGAGGAUUACUAUUGAUUCUACGUAAAUUUUUCACACCACAUUUUCCACGAAGGAUAAGAUAAGUAAAUUACAUAGUAUGCUUAGAAAUACUACAAGAAUGUAGUCAUAUUUAGCUGAAAAAUAACACUUUAUAAUGAAUUAUGCAGUAUAUACAGUGGGGAAAAUAAGUAUUUGAACCCCUGCCGAUUUCGCAAGUUUGGCCAC